CUAUCAAAGAUGCUCAUAUGUAUAGAGUAGCAUCUGUUGAUACAGCAACUUCUGUUUUUCUUGGCCGUCGGCAUCUUUCAUUUACAACUACUACCACUAGAUAAUAUUAAUUUCAACCAAUUCUAGAAGUUAUGACUAAGCUCCUUGCUCUUGGGAAUAUUUGGACUGCAGAUUUCUCUAUAUAUAUCUACAAUAGUAUAGUAAUAGAUUCCAAGCAAGAAAAAAAUUUGUGGGUAGCCAUUAUUUCUUCGUUCUAAUUCAUCGAUGUUGUUGAUAUAAGAGCUCAAUUGCAGAGAAAACCCAUAUGGAGUGGAGUUCAGCUUUUGUUUUCUACCUCAUCAGCUUCAUAAUAUCGUCCUUAGUCUUCCUCCUCCUCCGUCAUUCAGGCUCAAACCGGCGGCGCUUCCCUCCCGGACCACCAGGAUGGCCAAUAAUUGGCAACUUGUUCGACCUCGGUUCAAUGCCCCACCGAUCCUUAACAGACUUCAGAGCCAAAUACGGCGACGUGAUUUGGCUAAGACUCGGCGCAAUUAACACGAUGGUCAUCCUUUCAACAAAAGCCUCAACCGAUUUCUUCAAAAACCACGACCUCGAAUUCGCCGAACGCACCGUCACCGAAACAAUGCGCGUUCACGGCUACGACCAAGGAUCAUUAGCCCUAGCCCCGUACGGCUCUCACUGGCGGGCGCUCAGGCGGUUAGUCACCGUGGAGAUGAUCGUAAGCAAACGCAUCAACGAAACAGUCCCGAUUCGUGCCAAAUGCGUCAAUAAAAUGCUGGAGUGGAUCGAAGAGGAGGCGGGGAAAUUGGGAGUCGGGAAUGGAGUUCAUGUGGCGCGAUUUGUGUUUCUCUCGACGUUUAAUUUGCUCGGGAAUCUGAUGCUGUCGAGAGAUCUGUGGGAUCCGGAAUCGAAGGAUGGUUCGGAGUUUUUUGGUUCGAUGAUGGGGCUGCUGGAGUGGACAGGGCACGCGAAUUUGGCCGAUUUGUUUCCAUGGUUGAAGUGGUUAGACCCGCAGGGACUACAGAGGAGGAUGAAGAGAGAUCUCGGUAAGGCUCUGGAGAUUGCGUCGGAGUUUGUGAAGGAGAGAGUGGAAGCGAAGAAGAAGAAGAAGAAGAACGAGGAGGAUUCGAGGGGUGGAGAUCUCAAGAAGGAUUUCUUGGAUGUGUUGCUUGAGUUUGAAGGCAGCGGUAAGGAUGAGCCAACUAAAAUUUCAGAUAGGGAUCUCAACAUUUUUAUACUGGAAGUAUUUAUGGCCGGAGCAGAAACAACCAGCAGUUCCACUGAAUGGGCACUGACUGAGCUACUAUUGAACCCAGAAUCAAUGACCAAGGCCAAAGCUGAGCUCAAUCUAGUCGUUGGACCAAACAGAAAGCUAGAAGAGAGUGACAUUGAACACCUUCCUUAUCUACAAGCCGUAGUCAAAGAAAACCUCCGAUUACACCCUCCGAUUCCAUUCCUCGUUCCGCGGAAAGCAAUCCAAGACACCACCUUCAUGGGCUAUCACAUACCGAAAAAUACACAAGUUUUCGUCGAUGUUUGGGCGAUCGGAAGAGACCCUGAUGUCUGGGAUGAUCCCUCGAGGUUCAAGCCAGAGAGAUUUAUUGGCUCGAAACUGGACUUUAAAGGGCAAAACUAUGAGUACCUUCCUUUCGGAGCGGGGCGAAGAAUGUGUGCAGGGGUGCCUUUGGCUCAUCGAAUGCUUCACCUUCUAUUGGGUUCGUUGAUUCACCAAUUUGACUGGGAGCUUGACAGCAGUGUGACACCAGAGACUCUAGACACGAAAGAUAAGAUGGGUGUUACAGUACGCAAGUCUGAGCCACUUCUAGCUGUGCCCAAGAAGUGUGUGGUUUGAGUAUAUUAAUUCAGAGACUUUCAUUUGUCUUACACUAUAUCAGAUAUGACCUACGGUCCUUUCUUUUCUUUCUUCAAUAAUCUUCAUCAUGGUA
Molecule: messenger RNA, 1946 nt
Organism: Tripterygium wilfordii
Lineage: Eukaryota; Viridiplantae; Streptophyta; Magnoliopsida; Celastrales; Celastraceae
Product: cytochrome P450 76A2-like
Exons: 2
Coding region: 305-1852 (515 amino acids)
Molecular function (GO): heme binding; oxidoreductase activity, acting on paired donors, with incorporation or reduction of molecular oxygen; monooxygenase activity
Source: RefSeq, a predicted model, not a curated record